AUGUCCGUCCCCAGAGGACUCUCGUCCGUGCUGAAGAAAGCACCCUCCGACGUCGUAAUCCUGUCGUCGCUGCGAACCGCCAUCUGCCGGUCGAACCGGGGCCAGCUGAAAGACGCGUACCCCGAAGAGCUGCUCUCGACGGUCCUCAAGGCCACGCUCGAGGCCAACCCGAACCUGGACCCGCGCAAGAUCGAAGAUGUCGCCGUCGGCGUCGUGCUCUCGGAGCUCGGCGGCUCCAAGGCGGCGCGCAUGGCCAUGAACCACGUCGGCUAUCCCAACGAGACGUCGCUGUACACCGUCAACCGCGCCUGCUCGUCGUCGCUGCAGUCGAUCGCGCUCGUCGCGGCGCAGAUCCGGACCGAGGCGAUAUCGGUGGGCAUCGGCGCCGGAAUGGAGAGCAUGACCCGGAACUACGGCAGCCGCGCCAUCCCCGUGGACGUGUGGCCCGCCCUGAAGGACUCGCCGGUCAAGGACGCGAGGGACUGCAUCAUGCCGAUGGGCAUCACCUCGGAGAACGUGGCGGAGCGCUACGGCGUCUCCAGGGCCGACCAGGAUGCCUUCGCCGUGCGCAGCCACCAGAACGCCGCGAGGGCGAGGGAGGACGGCUCCUUCGCCACCGAGAUCGUGCCCGUCACGACGAGAUACCAGGAGGUGGACAAGCAGGGCAACAAGGUCGGGGAGGAGCAGACCAUCACGGUCACCAAGGACGACGGCAUCCGCGCCAACAUCGGCAUCGAGGCCCUGCAGAAGCUGAAGCCGGCGUUCAAGCCCGACGGCGCCAGCACGGCGGGCAACUCGUCGCAGGUGUCGGACGGCGCCGCCGCCACGCUGCUCAUGCGCCGGAGCACCGCCACGGAACUGGGCCUCACCGACAGCAUCAUCGGCAAGUUCGUCGGGGCCACGACGGUCGGGUGCGCGCCGGACGAGAUGGGCGUCGGCCCCGCCCUGGCGAUCCCGAAGCUCCUCGGCCAGUUCGGCCUCGAGAACAAGGACGUGAACCGCUGGGAGAUCAACGAGGCCUUCGCCAGCCAGGCCAUCUACUGCCUGCGGGCUCUGGGGCUGGAGCAGGCCUACGAGGACGGCAAGGUGAACCCCGACGGCGGUGCCAUCGCCCUGGGACACCCUCUUGGCGCCACCGGUGCCCGCAUGACGAGCACUCUGCUGCACGGCCUGGGGCGAUCCGGCGGCGAGGUUGGUGUUGUCAGCAUGUGCGUCGGUACCGGCAUGGGCAUGGCUGGACUGUUUUUCAUCGGCAACAAUCAGGCUGAGACUGUGGUGCCCGAAUCUCCCCCUCUUAACUCUCGUCUUCAGGUCUUAUCCCGCCAUAGCUUGUUGCAAAGACGCAUUUCAGAGUCACCCACGGCUCACCGAGAACCAACCCGGCCAGGUUUUAUCACUUGCAACAUCAUGGAAGUGGUCGGCGCGGUAGCAAGCUUCAUCGCCAUCGGCCAGGCUUUGGCCGCGGGGCGCCAUGUCGUUGAUGUCCUUCGAGCGAUUCCCGGCAUCGGAAAUGAGCUGACAUGGCUCCACGAUGAGAUCGAAACCCUCCGAUUGAUGGUCGAAGAAGCAGACAUGGGAACGAGUGCCGUCGAAUCACUACCGGAGACCCCGUUGCUGAGGAGAACCAGACUUCAACUCAGCGAGAUCGUCGCAGAUCUCGAGGCAAUUCAAAAAGGCUGUGUCCGAGCUGUUCGAGAGAACGGCAAGGUCAAGGCAAAGAAGACCAAAUGGUUCUUGCAGCAGAAGCAACUGUCUGAGUGCCGUGCGAAGGCCCAAAAUGCCCGAGAAAACCUUCACGCUGCUUUGCAAAUAUUGCACCUCAAGGAGACCAGACAACUCGUUCUGCGCAGCUUCGCGAUUCAGACAAGCGGAACAAUAGCAUUUAAGCCUUUGCGCUCGGAAGAACGGCGAAUGUCAUCUUGUCAUCUACCACCGUUGCAUGUUAACGACAAGGACGACGCACAGGAACCGCUACAUGAGAGGCCUAUCGCUCACUUGACGACCGCCGUUGAACAACUUGUCCUGCCAGACAACCAACCACAAACAACCAGCAAGGUAUCCCCAAGAGGCUCAGACAUCGUGAUAAUCAACGCUUCAUUGUCUACCUUCGAAAGGUGCCCGCAGCCGUGCUGGUGCCGCUGCCAUGGCUCGCGUCCCGCGUCCUUCAAAUCGGCGGAUUGGGCACAUAACCUGAUCGGAUCCUUUUCCGGAAGCUACACCCAGCGGUUCGCGUUCCGAAACAAUACAAGAUGCGACUCGGCCCUUUGCAAAGCCAGCGGAGAUGCAUCCAUCAACCUCAGCUAUCGGUUUCCGGCAUGGUUGUGCUCUCGGUUUAUCCAUCUCCAAGCCUCAGUAAACGCUGUUACGGGUCUCAGUGUUUCGUUGCGGCCCAUCAGAUUGCUGCCCUUAAAUGCCAUUUUCUGGACUUGCGCUGAACACUGGUCGAGAGUUGAACUGGCCCAGCUGAUGCAAUCUGAGGGUGUAAUCUACCCCGGGGACAUCGACACUGACGGGAGGACGGCGAUCCUCCAUGUGAUUAGACAUGGAACCACGGAUGCUGUGGCCUUUCUUGCGGAAUUAUGGGCAAAUCAGCUGCAAAGCGACAGCUUCGACAGAACUUGGUUCUUCGAAGCGCACGUGGUGAUCGAAGACAACCCUGAGUUGCCUUCAAAGGGAAAAGAUGCACUACGCAGGAUGAUAUCUUGCAAUUCCGCUGGCAUAGACGCUCUUGAUACGCCGUUACAUGGCGCUGCAGCACAGACAGACUCGGCCGAGAUUCAGCAGGCUGUCAAGAGUCAACCGUGGGCCAUGCACCAGUUUAACCACCGUGGCGAAACGCCCUUGCACGUCGCUGUGCGGCUGGGCAAUCUCGAUGGUGUCAGGGAGUUGCUCAGGUUGGGCUGUGAUGUCAACCAGCGAGACGGCUUUGGAUACACGCCCCUGAUGCAAGCUUCCGGAAAAGGUCAUGUCGCCAUGGUUCAACAGCUACUCGAUGCCGGUUGUGCCGUCGAUGCGAAGAGCAAAAUCGGCUGGACGGCCCUGCACCAUGCUGCUGACGUGGGAAAAGAAAGCUCAACACAGAUUUUGAGAAGCUUGUUGUCUGCCGGUGCGUCGGCGACGGUCACUGACUCAGAUGGUGAUUCAGUUUUGCACACGGCAGCGGGAACAACGGUUAACAGAGAUGUUCUUCGGGAAAAUUUACGCCUGCUUCUGGAUGCGGGUGCUGACUUGGAGGCAUGCAAUUCCAGGGGAAGGACGCCGCUGGUAGACGCCAUUAUCGGAAGAAACCUGGUGGGUAUCCAGUGCCUUGUGGAAGCGGGUGCUAACACAACAGCAUCGGGAUUCCUCCAUCGCGCAGCGCUUUACUCGGGCUGUGGAGAACUCGACUACUUGGACAGCCUGUCGCUGUCUGGAAUCAACCUGAACAGUGUCGAUAAAUACGGAAACACAGUGUGGGACUGCUUCGUUUGUUCCUUGGUCGCGGAAGAUUGGCGGCGUGGAAGUAUUCGCAAGCCAAGCUUGGAUGAGCAAGAAGCUUUCAUUCGAUUAUAUAAAGGCAUCCGAGACAGAAACUUGGAUCAGGAUAUAAAAAGGCUGGAAUGGACUCGUCAAUACUUGGUAUGUGAGGAUCAGCGAGGCGCCACGUCUGCGCUGGAUCCCUUGAUCAAGCAGAAGACAGAAUGGGAACGGUGGGAUCAGGUGGAAACGUAUAAGACCAUCGGUCUACAGGUCCGAGAAGGCAUGUGGCACGCGGCGCUCCAAUCGGUGGACGAAAACAUUGAGAUUCUGCGGGAGGAGAUGGCCAAGUCCCCAUUGGAGAAUUCGUCGUACUGGAAUUACGUACUGGAAACGGACACGGAAGACGGCGAGACUGAAGACGAAGAGGACAAGUCUGAGGCAAGUACAGGCUAUGCCGACGAGUAUGAGACGCGUUACUCACCAAGUGACGAGGAAUCUGGCAAGGAGGAGGAUGAUGUGUGA
Colletotrichum higginsianum IMI 349063 is the source of this 3981-nucleotide messenger RNA. RefSeq names its product Pfs domain-containing protein. Lineage: Eukaryota; Fungi; Ascomycota; Sordariomycetes; Glomerellales; Glomerellaceae. The transcript is spliced from 6 exons. The record is from RefSeq and is a predicted model, not a curated record. Gene Ontology annotation, biological process: phenylacetate catabolic process; fatty acid beta-oxidation. Bases 1 to 3981 code for a protein of 1326 amino acids. Gene Ontology annotation, molecular function: acetyl-CoA C-acyltransferase activity; protein binding. Gene Ontology annotation, cellular component: peroxisome.